This is a messenger RNA of Rhipicephalus sanguineus (brown dog tick), 726 nucleotides long. Its product is annotated as papilin. The transcript has 4 exons. The coding region runs from base 12 to 620 and encodes 202 amino acids. Lineage: Eukaryota; Metazoa; Arthropoda; Arachnida; Ixodida; Ixodidae. Gene Ontology annotation, molecular function: serine-type endopeptidase inhibitor activity. The record is from RefSeq and is a predicted model, not a curated record.
GUGCCGCCCAGAUGCCUCAAACCACCGGCUAUUGGCAUCUGCCGACCGUUCAACAAGGUUUUCUAUUUCAAUUACACGGAAUACAAGUGCAGGAAGCUAAAAAAGGGUCUCUGCAUUGGAGGCAACAACCACUUCGCAUCGCAAAUGAAAUGCCAAAAUACAUGUAUACGCUUAGAAGGAAAAAGCAAAAGAGGUGCCUCGACACAGCAGAAACAUGCAACUGUACCGCUGACAUGCAAUCUUGGUUUUUCGACUACAAAAGAAGUUACUGUAGGAUGUACAACCACUCAAAGUGCGCAGGCGGGAUGAACCGGUUUGAAACAGAACAGGACUGCAUGAAGAUUUGCCUACAAACUGCAAAACCAAAACCUGUCUGCAGCGUGGAGCCAAGAAUGAGCUUGGUGCUGUGCGUGUUCAGAAAGAAGCACUGGUACUUUGAUGCUAAAGCGAACACUUGCCGCCAGUCCGAGCGCAAGAAAUGCGGGAAAGGCAAAAACAGGUUUCCCACUUUUCAAGAGUGUAUGAAGCGAUGCAGCUAUAUUGGCUGCCAGAAAUGCAAGAAUGGAGUCCCCUAUUAUUACCCAAAUGGAACGACACCCUGCGGAGCAGAGCCAGAGUAGGGGAGUGGCAGCGAGCAUUAUUGUGGCACUGCCACGGACAGCAAGAACUCUACCUCGGCAGAAGAAACUUCAAAUGUUCAUGACUUCUGCAUGUUUUGAAGGAAGU